Molecule: messenger RNA, 1737 nt
Organism: Lachancea nothofagi CBS 11611
Lineage: Eukaryota; Fungi; Ascomycota; Saccharomycetes; Saccharomycetales; Saccharomycetaceae
Source: the annotation of a GenBank genome assembly
AUGGAGUGCGAGAAAGUCGCGCAGGAUUUCGCCAGUAUACUGGAGGAGUUAACUUGCAAUUCGAGACCCAUCAUCACCACACUUACCAAGACAGCGGAGGAAAACAUUUCCUGCGCCCAAAAAAUCGUGGAUGCUAUAGAGAAGCGCAUUGAGCGAUGCGUACCGAACCAGAAGCUGUAUGCCUUCUAUGUCCUCGAUUCGAUCUGCAAAAACGCAGGAUCGCCCUAUACCAUUUACUUCAGCCGAAAUCUUGCCAAACUGUACAAACGUACCUAUCUUUUAGUCGAUAAUCAAACCCGUUCGAGCCUUAUUCGACUUUUCCAGACAUGGCUCCAGCACAGCGCUAAUUCCAUGGGCGAUCAUUUGUUCGGCAAAGAAGCUCUGGACGCCAUUGAACAAUUUUUGAUAAAGGCUAGUUCAUUGCAUCAAAAGAAAGUCGCGCCGCCUACUGUUCCGGGGCUACUACGUGAAAUUGAUAAGCUCACCAUGCUCACAAGGGAGCGGAUCUCUCAAAGUCCUCAAGAUCCUAGGUUAAACACCAAGAUAAUGGUGCUCAAGCAGCUCAAACAGGAGUUGCAACGCGAAUCGAUGGCUCCACAGGCUUUGCAACAGGUGCAGUCCCAGCUGCGCAAAAUCUUUGCUCAAGAACAGCAAGUAUUACAAAAACAACAGCAGCAGCUACAGCUACAAAAGGCGCAAAAACACCUCUUGCAACAUUCACAGCCAUCCAGUACACCUUCCUCUCAAGAGCAAACUCCCACCCCUAAGGACAUUGAGUCUGUCCCGUUAUUUGGAUCCGCGUCCAUAUCAUCCUCUUUUUUUCUCAACGCUGGCAAUGUGGCUCCCCCUUCAGAACCCUCACGACAAUUAUCUCGCGUCCAGUCUUUAUACGAAGCUUUGAGCAAGGAGGGUCUCAUUCAUCCCAUAGCAGACCAAUCUGUGGUAACCCUGGAUCGAAUCCUAUUGCAGAGCUCAAAUGACUCUCAAAAGACUACCCUACCGCCAUUGAGCUUAUUGAAGGACAUUUUGGGAGAUGUCAAGUCUCACUUCUCAGUCUACGGCGUAGAUAUUUUGAACACAUCUAAUUUACAACUUUGUCAACAAACCGUUAUUCAGGAAAACUCAGCUAUUAUCCAAUUGAGACACAUGUUAUAUAGGUACAAACCCAACAAGUGCAGCUCUUGUGGAAAGAGAUUCGGUACAUCGGAAGACGAGAAAAAAGAGGAACGCGACCAUUUGGACUGGCAUUUCAGGAUCAACAAAAGGAUCAAAGGUACCUCAGGUGCAAACGGAGCCGCAAUCAAAAAUAUACAAUCUAGAAAUUGGUAUCUGGACGAUACACAAUGGCAAAAUUUCAACGAUGAAGAAAUUGUGUCCACUACGAGAUCCGAGAAUGAUUCAGUAACGUUGGCUAAGCUAGAUGCCAGUUCGGCACAUGAUGGAUUUAGCAAGAAUCAACAGAAUAAAAACAUUGAGCCCGCCGAUAAUGAAGCAAACUUAAUUAAAAAGUCUGUUGUCGUACCUGAGUCAUCAGAGGAAAUGUCAUUUCAAUGCCCAAUCUGCCGAGAAGUUCAAUCUGCCGUAUAUGAUGACGAUAUUGGUGAAUGGAUCUGGCCUAACUGUGUUGAAUCACAAGGCAAAUACUUUCAUUCUACCUGCUUUCACGAGACAAUCAAAGAUGCCCCACGGCAAGCUCUACAUCAAGAUUUGGAACGCUUGAAGGGCUUAGCGGGAUGA